This is a messenger RNA of Oryza brachyantha (malo sina), 2036 nucleotides long. RefSeq names its product protein PIN-LIKES 7-like. NCBI's taxonomy places the organism in Eukaryota, Viridiplantae, Streptophyta, Magnoliopsida, Poales, Poaceae. Gene Ontology annotation, biological process: endoplasmic reticulum to cytosol auxin transport. Bases 422 to 1699 code for a protein of 425 amino acids. The record is from RefSeq and is a predicted model, not a curated record. Gene Ontology annotation, cellular component: membrane. The transcript has 11 exons.
GAUGAGAACGACCGACGCAUGCUAAGCUGAGUUGGCUCCACACUCCCUCCCGGGUGGAUGCGGUGCAGGCGGCAUCUCCUCCGCCUCUCGCAGCAGCCAGCCAGCCGCGGCUGCGUGUUUCGACUCGCUGCCUCUCACCUCUGCCUCUGCCUCUGCUGCUGCUGCGAGCUCCCACCUACAUAAGGGCUUAAGCCUUUCUCUCCCCGAUAAUAUUGCUGCUGUUCAGGUGGAUGAUCCAUCGACGAUCAACAAUAUCAUCGUCUGCGCGUCUGUCAUUCAGGCUAUAUGAGGCUAUGAGCCAGUGACGAACUUGAAUAAUCUCGUGAAGGGUUAUCAAAAAACAUCUUAAUUGUCACCAGCCAGUAAACUAAUUUUUUUUUGAAGAGGGACAGUAAACUAAGUUAAUCCAGCAUCAGGAAAAAUGGGUUUCUUGUCAUUGCUUCUGGUGGCUUCUAUGCCCAACAUCCAGGUCCUACUGAUAGGUGUUAUUGGAGCUUAUCUUGCGUCUGGUUACAGCAAAAUUCUAACUUCAAGCGCUCUAAGAGAUAUGAACAAGGUUGUUUUCACUGUAUUCACCCCAUCUUUGAUGUUUGCUAGCCUGGCGAAGACGGUCACGCUUUCUGAUGUCAUUUCUUGGUGGUUUAUGCCAGUUAAUAUAGGAAUCACAUUCAUUGUUGGUGGCACUCUUGGGUGGAUAGCAUGUCAAAUCUUGAAACCACCACAACAUUUCCGAGGGAUGAUCAUUGCCUUCUGCUCAGCAGGAAAUCUUGGAAAUCUGCUCUUGAUCAUUGUUCCAGCAGUCUGUGACGAAGACGGCAACCCGUUUGGAAAAGACCGAAGCCUCUGCCGCUCUCGUGGGCUCUCCUACUCAUCACUGUCCAUGGCUCUUGGUGGCCUGUUCAUAUGGACGCAUACAUACAGCCUCAUGCAGAAGGCAGGCAAAAUGUAUCAUAAGAUGCAGUCCAAAAGUAUCCAGUGCCCAGCUGACAGUGACGAAGAGCAUCCUGCACAAUGCGAUGAUCAAGUAAAACUAGGCGGUGAAACUUCUUACGGCGAUGAGGAGGCACCUCUUCUAGUGCCAGCUAAAUUGACUGAACACAAUGAAGAGAACCAAAUGGAAGCUCCACUUUUAUCUUGCGAGAGUGAGAUUGCUAACAAAGGCUUCUGGACAAACAUGAAGGAAACCAUCCACCAGGUUGUCGAGGAGCUGAUGGCGCCACCAACUGUAUCUGCAAUACUUGGAUUUGUUGUUGGUCUAGUCCCAUGGUUGAAGUCUCUUGUCAUCGGUGAUGGUGCCCCUCUUAGAGUCAUCCAAGAGUCCCUCCAACUAAUGGGAAAUGGCACGAUUCCCUGCAUCACCCUCAUCCUAGGUGGCAAUCUGACACAAGGGCUACGGAAGUCGGUGCUGAAGCGGACGGUGAUCAUCACGAUCCUCUGCAUUCGCUAUGUGAUGCUGCCACUGAUCGGGAUGGCGGUGGUCCAUGCUGCAUACGGGGUAGGGUUCUUGCCUCACGACCCGCUGUACCGCUACGUUCUGAUGAUGCAGUUCGCACUGCCACCUGCAAUGAACAUCGGAACCAUGGCUCAGCUGUUCGAUGUUGGCCAAGAGGAAUGCUCGGUGAUCUUCCUGUGGUCCUACCUGAUUGCUGCCAUUGCACUCACGACGUGGUCGACGAUAUUCAUGUCCAUCCUGUCUUGAGGCUGACGGCGACGAGAAGAACCGAAUUUGUGGUAAUAUUUGGUUUAGCUGCAAUGAUCCACAGCUCAUAAGAGAGCACGAAAAGAGGCUGGAGACGAUGAGUGAGCAUUUUGAAAGAGUCGAAAUGCAGGCUCGUCCGCGUGCACCAAAUGUAUAGAAAUUCAAUCGGUAUAUUCUUUAGGUAAUGAAAAUUCAUGAAGUAGGUCCUCACACACAGAGAGAAAAGAUUGGGCAUAGGAUUAUUUCUGUUAUCCCAAAUUUUUGGUACAUUCAAUUUAUAAUUGAAAUACAAGGUGGCAGAAUCAUAGAAAUAGUCACUACAACAGAUCCCCUUGGU